AAUUCUAUGUGUGCAAAGUUUAAUGGCGUUAACGACAGUUUGUAUUGUAAAUAUGUGUUGAAGUUAAAAAUUGCUGGAAAAAUACGAUUUGGUUUAUGAAUUAACUUAACAUGAUAUGAUCUGCAACUUGUAUGCUUCAAGAAAAACUAGAGAGGUGUUGCCUUAACAUCAAACAUGUCAGGAAUCGGAACAAAUGCACCAUCCUCAGCAGAUGCUUGUUUGAGCAUUGUCCACAGUUUAAUGUGUCACAGACAGGGAGGUGAAAAUGAGGGUUUCGCUAAGAGAGCCGUGGAGUCCCUUGUUAAAAAGUUGAAAGAGAAACGGGAUGAGCUUGACUCCCUAAUAACAGCAAUCACAACCAGUGGUGCUCAUCCAAGUAAAUGUGUAACCAUUCAAAGAACAUUGGAUGGAAGGCUUCAGGUGGCUGGACGGAAAGGAUUUCCCCAUGUAAUUUAUGCCAGGAUAUGGAGAUGGAGCGACUUGCAUAAAAAUGAAUUGAAACAUGUGAAACAUUGCCAGUUUGCGUUUGACCUAAAAUGUGAUUCAGUGUGCGUGAAUCCUUAUCACUAUGAAAGGGUCGUGUCCCCUGGAAUAGAUUUAUGCGGUCUCACAUUACAAUCAGGAGCUCCUCGCAUGGUGAAGGAUGAAUACACAGUUGGUCCCGUUCCUGGUUCAAGCAUGGAGGUUGACAAUGAAAUAAACAAGAACGCUCCACAGACUAUUCAACAUCAUCCAUUCCAGCAGAACUUCCAAAUGAAUGCUCUUCCAGCUCCUCCAGCAUCGGACACAAAUCAAAUUUACAACUCACCAACACGUUCUUUGCAAGGAAACAAAAUGGAGAAAAAUACGGAUAAUAGAAAUACCCAAUGGCUGCCUCAUAUGCAGAUGGGACAUAUGGGCGGUACGGUUUUCACACAGAUCAACACCUCGCAGCAAAACUCCCCAGGUUCUACGACGCUUCAUAUGGUGUCUGGACAUAACAAUCACCAGAUCUACACGAAUGCGGAGAACCCGGAGAAUAAGCCUAUGAUGACAGGAAACAAUUCCCCAAUCGUUCCUUCUAGGAUCAACCAUGAUGGUAACUCUAAUAAUUCCACCCUACAGGUGGGUAGUAUAGGGAACGUCCAGGAUAACCAACAGCAACAGAAUGUAUCGAUGGCACAGCCGAUGACAGGAACAGAGAACAAUUGGAGUGGCACCAAUACACUGAUAUAUACGCAGUCUAUGCAACCGCCCGACAAGAGAACCAACUUCUGGAGCAACGGCCAGAUGGAGAAUGGAGUCAACAUGGGCGGACUCCUGUCUAGCCAGCCUCCUCCAGAGUAUUGGUGUUCCGUUGCUUAUUUCGAGCUGGACAUUCAAGUUGGAGAGACUUUUAAGGUGCUCUCCAGCUGCCCGAGCGUGACGACCGACGGCUACGUGGACCCCUCUGGCGGAAACAGGUUCUGCCUGGGGGCGCUCAGCAACGUGCACAGGACAGAGCAGAGCGAGCGGGCGCGACUCCACAUCGGCAAGGGCGUGCAGCUCGAUCUGCGCGGAGAGGGCGACGUCUGGUUGCGGUGUCUUAGUGACCACCCGGUGUUCGUUCAGAGCUACUAUCUGGAUAGGGAGGCCGGCAGGCAGCCCGGAGACGCCGUCCAUAAAAUAUUCCCCUCUGCCUACAUAAAGGUCUUCGAUUUGAGACAGUGCCAUCACCAGAUGACGUCUCAGGCGGCGACCGCUAGGGCGGCGGCUGCGGCGCAGGCAGCGGCAGUGGCGGGACAUAUACCAGGUCCCCACUCAGUUGGCGGCAUAGCACCAGCUAUCAGCUUAUCUGCAGCUACGGGAAUUGGCGUUGAUGACCUAAGGAAACUCUGCAUCCUGAGACUGAGUUUUGUCAAAGGUUGGGGCCCCGACUACCCAAGACAGUCGAUCAAGGAGACUCCUUGCUGGAUCGAAGUGCACCUGCACAGGGCACUUCAAUUGCUGGACGAGGUCCUCCAUACGAUGCCCAUAGAUGGUCCCAGAGGAAUCGAAUGAGUUGGAGUUGUUGGAAGCGACGUUGAUGUGAGUCGAGAAACUGAUACUGACAACCGUUGAUGUUCCUUUUUUUUUCUAUUGGACGAUUUUUAACCCGUUGCAAAAGUUUCCUUGAAAUCCGGUUUGCUUUGACACCGCAGAUUGUUAAUGGCUGUUGUUCGAGGGGAUUUCUUCUCCUUUUGCUUUUUUAUUUCGAAUCCCAGUAACUUUAUUCGUAACUUUUUGAACAAAUUCCUUUUUACUAGUAAGAUUCAAAAUGUAGCAUCGCUCUUAUGACGAUACCAUCAUUAAACACUAAUGCCAACGUUACCUGUUAAAAAUCGUUCAUUCCUUCUUCUCUAAGUUAAACAAUGACAAAAGACUGAAAAUAUGGUGUUUGAAAAUCUGUAGUGCCAUUUCCACAAGUCCUCGAUCUUUCUAUUUUCAGCCCCUUAAGAGAUACCUAUACAUUUUUCACACAAACUCAAUUUUAAUUUGAAACAUUAGAUAUGUAACUUGAGAUAUUAUUAUAGUCGUAAACUAACAUAUUUUUCAAAAGAGGUUAGACGAUCGUUUUUACAUAAACGCUACAGAUAUAGAAGAAUUAUAACUGAUUGAAUUGAAUUGUAAUUUAUUAUGAAUAUUAUUUAUCCCAAAGUUUGUAUUGGUUUCAAAUGAGUUUACUAAGCUUUAAAUUUUUGUGAAGUUGUUUUGAAUUUAUCUAUUAUUGUUUGAAAAUUUUUCUGUUUUUUUAUUAAUGUGCUUCGAGAUGACGAAAUUUAUGAUUGAGAGUAUAUUGAGAUUGAUAUUUAAGUGGAGAGUAUAUACUAUUUUGAAAAUAUUUUUUAUACAACAGGGUGUUUUUGUGUUUGAAGGAUUCUAGCCAAACAAAAUAACUUCUCGCAAUUUCAAAUUGGUUUUUUGAUGAAAUAUUUGCGUGUCUUCUGUUUUCUAUUUCUUUUUUUUAUAUUUCUUCCAUGUGUCUCCUUUUGAACAACCUAGAUAAAAGGCCAACAGUUAUCACUUCUUAACUCAAAGUGUCCUUGAAGUUUUUUUUUUUUGUUGACACAUGAAACACCCUGUCCAAAUGAAAAUUUUCAGUGUAAUAGAAAGUACUAUUUUAAUGAUGAUUGAUAAGCUUAUAUUAUAGAAAUAAUAAUGUUCUCAAUAUUUUCAAAUAGAACAAAGAGUAUGUGAUACUAUGAACUGUAGUAAUAUAAGAAUUAGGUCAUAAAUGCUAGAAAUCUAUCAUUACUCCAUUUUCAAUUUAUAUCGGACCUAAAUGGAUAGAUGAUGUUGAUUAUCUUGUGAAUAUUUAUUCAUUUAAUUUUGUUAUUGCUUCUUAUUACGAUUAUUAUGUAAUCUUGAGCUUAGUUUAAGAGUUUUGCAUAUUUGGCUGAAGUUUUAUCAUAUAUAUUUGUAUAUUUAUUUAUGUCCACAUCUAGCUAUUUCACGAAAAUAUACAGUUCUGUCCAGUUCUUCAAUUUGUUUAGGCACUUAAAUUGUUUUUUUUUCUGAUAAUAUGUGGCAUGUGUUAGUCUACACGAUGUGUUAAUUAUACAUUGAUUUUAUUCAAAUAAAAAUAUUAUUUCAA
Messenger RNA from Harmonia axyridis, 3592 nucleotides. It is a transcript of the gene Med, whose product is annotated as mothers against decapentaplegic homolog 4. Gene Ontology annotation, molecular function: I-SMAD binding; DNA-binding transcription factor activity, RNA polymerase II-specific; RNA polymerase II cis-regulatory region sequence-specific DNA binding. The transcript is spliced from 7 exons. Gene Ontology annotation, biological process: cell differentiation; transforming growth factor beta receptor signaling pathway; SMAD protein signal transduction. Gene Ontology annotation, cellular component: heteromeric SMAD protein complex. The record is from RefSeq and is a predicted model, not a curated record. Bases 175 to 2019 code for a protein of 614 amino acids. Lineage: Eukaryota; Metazoa; Arthropoda; Insecta; Coleoptera; Coccinellidae.